AAUCUUUCAAAAAAUAGUCUUAUACAAAUCACUUUUAAUUGCUAGUCAUUUUUUCAAUUUUAUCUGUUAUAGCAUUAUUAUUGCUACAAUAAAGAUUUUUCAUAAUGGCACGUAGAUAUGAUACACGCACAACAAUAUUUUCUCCUGAAGGUCGUCUUUAUCAAGUAGAAUAUGCAAUGGAAGCUAUAAGUCAUGCAGGUACUUGUCUUGGUAUUUUAGCAACUAAUGGUAUUCUACUUGUAGCAGAAAGACGCAAUAUAAAUAAAUUAUUGGAUGAAGUAUAUUAUUCUGAAAAAAUUUAUAAACUCAAUGAUGAUAUUGUUUGUUCUGUUGCUGGUAUUACUUCUGAUGCUAAUGUAUUAACAAAUGAAUUACGUUUAAUUGCACAACGUUAUUUAUUACAAUAUGGAGAACCAAUUCCUUGUGAACAACUUGUUUCUUGGCUUUGUGAUGUAAAACAAGCAUAUACACAAUAUGGUGGAAAGAGACCUUUUGGUGUUUCUAUUCUAUAUAUGGGAUGGGAUAAACAUUAUGGAUAUCAGUUGUAUCAGUCAGAUCCUAGUGGAAAUUAUGGAGGUUGGAAAGCAACUUGUAUUGGACAUAAUUCUGCUGCUGCAGUAUCAUCAUUAAAGCAGGAAUAUGAUAAUAAUAAUAUUACUUUAGAAGAAGCUAAAGCAUUGGCUAUAAAAGUGCUUUCUAAAACUUUAGAUCUUAAUAAAUUAUCUGGAGAUAAAGUGGAAAUGGUUACUUUAACAAGAGAAAAUGGUAAAACUAUUACAAGAAUUCUUCCUAUGAGUGAAGUAGAUGCUUUGAUUGCAGAACAUGAUCGAUUAGAAGCACUUGCUGAACAAGCCAAAAAAGAAAAGCAGAAGUUAUGAAAAGAAAAAUAUAUGUAUAUUUUGCAUUUUUCUUAUAUUUAUAAUAUUUUCAUAAAAUUCUAUCAAUUUUCUUAUAUGUAACAUUAUAUGUAACAUUCAAUUCUUCAAUGGAACAUAAAAACAAUAUCUAUGUUCUUUUGUAUACAAUUCUAUGUUGAAGAAAAAUUAUAAAAUGUGAAUAUAAGAAAAAAAUAAAAGUAAAUAAAUUUCCUA
Messenger RNA from Apis laboriosa (Himalayan honeybee), 1091 nucleotides. RefSeq names its product proteasome subunit alpha type-4 (gene Prosalpha3). The record is from RefSeq and is a predicted model, not a curated record. Gene Ontology annotation, biological process: ubiquitin-dependent protein catabolic process. NCBI's taxonomy places the organism in Eukaryota, Metazoa, Arthropoda, Insecta, Hymenoptera, Apidae. The coding region runs from base 105 to 878 and encodes 257 amino acids. The transcript is spliced from 3 exons. Gene Ontology annotation, cellular component: cytosol; proteasome core complex; nucleus.